AUGGCGACAGUGCCAUUGGAAGUAAAGGAAGCACCUCAGACAACAGCCACACCCCAGCUGUUGUCUAAAAAGGACUUGCCUCAGGAGUGAAACCUAUACUGGGACUUUUGCAUAGGGGACUUUUGGCAAUCAAAGUUUGAUGAGUGUAUGCCCUGAAUGAGUGACACUGAGGAGUUCCUGUUCCUGGAUCUUGCACUGCAGAAGCAGACAGGAAAUGUGAAGAAAAUGGAGAAUUUGAAGAAAAAAGUGGAGUGGAAAGUGACAGAAAUGAAGAAGAAGCAGAGGCAGAAGCAGAAGUUCAUGGAAGAGUGGAAACAUCCAGAGCAGAUGGAUGCCAAAGACCCAGCCUCACUGCAGCAGUGCCUGGGACCUGGCUGUGUCUAUCCUACCCGGCCAGGCUCCAAAUACUGUUCAGAUGACUGUGGCAUGAAGCUGGCAGCUAAUCGCAUCUAUAAGAUCCUGCCCCAGCGCAUUGAACAGUGGAAGAAGAGCCCCUGCAUUGCUGAGGAGCAUGGCAAGAAAAUGCUCGAGCGCAUCCACCGUGAGCAGCAGGACACCCAAACCCACCUGAAGAACAUGGAACGUCAUUUCCACGAACUUGAGGCCAUCAUUCUGCGUGGCAAGCAGCAGGCGGUGUGCAAUGAUGAGGAGAGCACCAAAGGUGGUAGGGGCAGCGGCUGUCUACAGAUCUUCUGUGUCUCCUGUGGGCAACCCACCAGUAUGCAUGCUGCCCUGCGUCACAUGGAGCGCUGCUUCACCAAGUAUGAGUGCAAAUCGUCCUUCGGGUCCUCGUACCCCACUUGCAUUGAGGGGGCUACGAGGCUCUUCUGUGACAUUUAUGAUCCACAGAGUAAGAGAUACUGUAAGCGGCUCCAGGUGCUAUGUCCUGAGCAUUCGACGGACCCCAAGGUACCAGAUGAUGAGGUAUGUGGUUGCCCACUAGUGCACAAUGUCUUUGAACUCACUGAUAAUUUCUGUCACCUCCCCAAACGUUUGUGCAACCACCACUACUGCUGGGAGAAGCUGAGGCGUGCUGAGGUGGACCUAGAACGCGUGCGUGCGUUGCAGAAGCUGGAAGAGCUGAAUGAGCAAGAGCACAAGGUACGCACAUCUAUGAUGAACCGGGCAGGUCUGGUGGCCCUGAUGCUUCAUCAGACAAUCCAGCAUGACCCACUCACUACCGACUUGCGCUCCAGAGUAGACAGCUGA
Messenger RNA from Pteropus alecto (black flying fox), 1209 nucleotides. Its product is annotated as CXXC-type zinc finger protein 1-like. Gene Ontology annotation, biological process: positive regulation of DNA-templated transcription. The transcript is spliced from 9 exons. The record is from RefSeq and is a predicted model, not a curated record. Gene Ontology annotation, cellular component: Set1C/COMPASS complex. Lineage: Eukaryota; Metazoa; Chordata; Mammalia; Chiroptera; Pteropodidae.